Canis lupus familiaris (dog) is the source of this 2208-nucleotide messenger RNA. Its product is annotated as palmitoyltransferase ZDHHC2-like. The record is from RefSeq and is a predicted model, not a curated record. The transcript has a single exon. Gene Ontology annotation, cellular component: Golgi apparatus; endoplasmic reticulum. Gene Ontology annotation, molecular function: protein-cysteine S-palmitoyltransferase activity. Lineage: Eukaryota; Metazoa; Chordata; Mammalia; Carnivora; Canidae. Gene Ontology annotation, biological process: protein targeting to membrane; peptidyl-L-cysteine S-palmitoylation. Bases 16 to 984 code for a protein of 322 amino acids.
CUGCGCAUAGUGUCCAUGGAAAAUGUUGGCGAGCAGGUUGUGUGCCUGACUGCUUAUCAUCUACUUUUUGCAAUGUUUGUCUGGUCAUAUUGGAAAACUAUCUUUACAUCCCCAAUGAAUCCUUCAAGAGAAUUCCAUCUCUCUUAUGCAGAAAAAGAAUUGUUGGAGAGAGAGCCAAGAGGAGAAGCCCAUCAGGAAGUUCUCAGGCGAGCAGCCAAAGAUCUUCCCAUCUAUACCCGGACCGUGUCCGGAGCAAUCCGAUAUUGUGACAGAUGCCAACUCCUAAAACCAGACCGCUGCCAUCAUUGUUCCGUCUGUGAUAAAUGUAUUUUGAGGAUGGAUCAUCAUUGCCCAUGGGUGAACAAUUGUGUUGGAUUUUCAAAUUACAAAUUUUUCCUCCUUUUCUUGGCUUAUUCUCUGCUGUACUGCCUUUUUAUUGCUGCUACAGAUUUACAGUAUUUUAUCAAAUUUUGGACAAAUGGCCUACCCGAUACUCAAGCCAAGUUCCAUAUUAUGUUUUUAUUCUUCGCUGCAGCUAUGUUUUCUGUCAGCUUGUCUUCUCUGUUUGGCUAUCAUUGUUGGCUAGUCAGCAAAAAUAAAUCUACAUUAGAGGCAUUUAGAAGUCCCGUGUUUCGACAUGGAACAGAUAAGAAUGGAUUCAGCUUGGGUUUCAGUAAAAACAUGCGACAAGUUUUUGGUGAUGAAAAGAAGUACUGGUUGCUACCCAUUUUUUCAAGUCUAGGUGAUGGCUGCUCCUUUCCAACUUGCCUUGUUAAUCAGGAUCCUGAACAAGCAUCUACUCCUGCAGGAUUGAAUUCAACAUCGAAAAAUCCUGAAAACCAUCAGUUUCCUGCAAAGCCAUUGAGAGAGUCCCAGAGCCAUCUUCUCACUGAUUCUCAGUCUUGGACAGAAAGCAGCACAAACCCGGGAAAAGGCAAAGCUGGUAUGAGCAAUCCUGCAUUAACCAUGGAGAAUGAGACUUAACUCUUCAAACAAAAUAAAUUCAUACUUUAUGGAAGUAUCCAUGCUGUAGGUGGAUGGAAGAGGCUUCCCACAGGAAGGCACCAUUGGCCAGUUGUUCCCAUUUUCCUUUGGCUGGAUAUGCAGAAUAUGAAUUGGUUAGUUCUCUCCAAGCUGUUGCUUAAAACAUAACACAUUUUUAAAUUCAAUAUACAGAUUGUUUGAACUAACACAAAUUCCUCUUACAUAUUAGAAGUAAUUAUGGUUUAUGAAUCAAAGGCAAAAGUAUCUUCUAUCAUAAAAACUUGGAAUAAAUUCAUGGGCUGAUUUUCACCCAAAUAUUUGGGUAGUACAAUGUCUAUACAUAAAAAAUCCAUUAAUCAUCUGAGUUUCUGAUUCCGAAAAUUGAGACUAUUUAAGAUAUUGAAAUUUGAAAGAUUUCAAAUUACCGUAUAAUGACAGCUUUAUUUAUAAAACCUACUAGUUACCAACGAGUUGGAGGUAGCAUUCCCUCUGUUGUGAAUCCAGCCCCAGACUGAGUGAACUAUAAUGACUAUGAAUUCAUUGCAAACUUUAAGUGGCCUACAGUUGAAGAUUACCACCAUUUUUGCCAGACUUUAAUCUAAUUCUAGCCUUUGUUCCCUGCUGGGAAAGAUGUAUGGUCAUUGAAGCCUGAGCUCACUGAUAAGCAACUAGCUAGCAAUUUUUAUCAUAACUAAUACAUUAAUUACUACUACAUCCACAAUAUAUUUUUCAUCUCUUCUGAUCCUCUUAAAUUGGCUGAAAAUUAUAAAAAAUCAUUUAUGAUGUUCUUUUGCCAUUCUGGCUUUUUAAAAAAUCUCAUUUUUUAAAAGUUAUUUGUUCUAUUGAACAUAUAGCUAAAAUAUUGAAUUUGUUAAUAAUUCCUAAUGGGCCAAUAGAUUAAUCCUCCAUUCGUAUCUAUAUUAUUUCUGUGUCCCCUCAUUGAAAGUAUGACAGUUAUACUUUAUAUUUCUUCAAAUACUUAAGAUUAAAUUAUGCAAAUCAUUAAAAGAAAUAUACUUUUAGAAAUUUAGUUCAAUAUGAACUAAAUGGUGUGCUGUUUGGAAAUUGAGUUUAAGGUAAACUAAAGUGGUGUGUUUGUUGAUGCCAAAUGUUCGGCUUCAGUAAAUAUACUAGGAAGCUCUUGUGCCUUGUAUGCACUAUUUGAAAAAAAUUUAUUCUUUUUUUUUUUUUUUUUUUUUUGAGUGGAGUGUAAGUUUUGUAAAU